UUAAAACACACGGUUUUUUUUAAUUUUCUUUUUUUUAAUGCGUUUCGUUAAUAUAUCUUUGAUAUGAAUAAACUAAAAGCUUUUGAACAUAUAAGGGAAUUCUAAUAUACUAAGUAAGAUUUUUAAGAGUACCUUCCCAUGGCUCCCACGAUAUAGGCCUCAUCACCUCCGAUUUUAAUAGCGAUAUCCGCCGAGUAACAAUUAUAAACAAUAAUCCUUCUGUUAGUUCCGAAAAUUCAGCCCCAAUGAUCCUGGCUUCUAAAAUGACGGCUUCCUGUUUCUCGAAAGCCUUCUCCAACCCCAACACCCUUAGACUCGUCGGCGGCUUCUCGAAUCAUAGGGCGAAUCUAGAGACGCUCUCGAACAACGUCAUUCUUAGGCGGCCCAUAACUUUCGUCAAAGGGAACCCCUCAAAAUUGGCGCCUAACGUUUUGGCCUACAUCAAGGAGAAGGCCGAUAUAUGUAAGCCGGAAAAUAUAUUCCUCUGCGACGGAUCGGCUCAAGAAAAUUCUAAACUGUUGGCUCUGAUGCAGAACCAAGGGAUCGUUAAAAAACUCAGCAAAUAUCAAAAUUGUUGGCUAACCCUCACUGACCCAGCCGACGUAGCUAGGGUAGAAAGUAAAACUUUUAUCAGUACCCCCGAAAAGAGAGAGACGGUCCCUACACCCAAGGAAGGAGUCAAAGGAACACUCGGUAAUUGGAUGUCUCCUAAAGAUAUGAGUAAAGCUCUUUGGCAAGACAGAUUUCCGGGAUGCAUGAAAGGUCGAACGAUGUACGUGAUACCUUUCAGUAUGGGCCCUAUAGGUUCGAACCUAUCUAAAAUAGGCAUUCAACUAACCGACUCGCCUUACGUCGUCGCAUCCAUGGUUAUCAUGACGCAGGUUUCUCCCAAGGUACUAGAAAUUUUAGGAAACGAUUCCUUCGUAAAAUGCUUGCAUUCGGUUGGCCAACCGCUUCCCCUUGCAAAACCGGCUGUUAAUAAUUGGCCUUGCAACCCUGAAAAGACGUUGAUCGCCCAUAUCCCCAGGUCCAACGAAAUAGCCAGUUUUGGGAGUGGAUACGGAGGCAACAGUCUUUUGGGCAAAAAAUGUUUUGCUCUCAGACUCGGCUCCAUACUCGCUAAAAGGGAAGGAUGGCUCGCCGAACAUAUGCUCAUAACGGGUUUCGUCCCUCCGGCCAAUGAAGGCGACACUCAAAGUAAACCCAAAUUUUACUUGACUGCCGCGUUUCCUAGUGCCUGCGGCAAGACAAACAUGGCCAUGAUGAAACCCACACUUCCAGGGUGCAGUAUUACUUGCGUCGGUGACGAUAUAAGUUGGAUGAAAUUCGACUCUAACCACCAACUCCACGCUAUUAAUCCUGAAUACGGGUUUUUUGGGGUUGCUCCCGGUACUUCUUACCAAACUAACCCCAAUGCAAUGGAAACUAUGAAAUCAAAUUCCUUAUUCACGAACGUAGCCGAAACGAGCGACGGAGGCGUUUAUUGGGAAGGAUUGGAGGAAGAAACCUUCGGAAAAAAUGGCGAAAAAAAAGUGAGCAUAACUUCAUGGACGGGUAUUAAAAAUUGGACCAAAGAUAGUGGGACUUUAGCAGCUCAUCCCAACUCUAGAUUUUGUGCCCCAGCUGGACAAUGCCCAGUGAUAGACGAAAACUGGCAAAAUCCUAAGGGGGUCCCCAUCAGUGCUAUUGUUUUCGGGGGCCGCAGACCGGAUGGCGGUGUACCACUCGUUUACGCUUCCUUCGACUGGAAUCACGGGGUCUUUAUGGGAAGCUCUAUGAGGUCCGAGACUACUGCCGCUGCAGAGCAUAAAGGUAAAGUGAUAAUGCAUGAUCCUUUCGCCAUGAGGCCAUUUUUCGGAUACAAUUUCGGCCAUUAUAUAAAACAUUGGCUCAGCCUUGGAGCCAAACACAAGGAGCAUAAAGAGUUACCUCGUAUUUUCCACGUUAACUGGUUCAGGAAACAUCCCACUACUGGCCAAUACUUAUGGCCUGGGUUCGGAGAAAACUGCAGAGUCAUCGAUUGGAUAUAUAGGUUUUGCAACGGGGAAGACGUGGCAAUUAAGUGCCCCAUCGGCUAUAUCCCCAAACCCGGUUCGCUAAAUUUGAAAGGGCUGGAACAUUUGAAUAUAGAUUACGACGCCCUAUUCUCCAUUCCUAAAGAGUUUUGGGCAAAGGAAUGCCUUGAUAUCAGCAAAUAUUUCCAAGAACAAUUGCCCGAGGAUUUACCUGAAGAAAUAGGAGAACAGCUCAUGGCCCUUCAAACUAGGGUUAAUGCAAUACCUAAUUGAUAGAAUAAAUUAGAAUAAAAAAUAAUUCGCUUAUAGGUUUUAUUUAGUAAAUUUUUUCAUUCCUACAAUUAAUCGGUGAUACGUUUUAAAUUUUUUUUUGUGGCAAUGAUUUAAAAAUUUUUUUUAAUUGAAUCAACAACCUUAUAUUUUUAUACCAAAUUGACAAUUUAUUUGUCCACUUCAGUAUUUAUUUUAGACAUGAUGUUAAUAUAAUGCAAAGCUUUUAAGCAAUAAUAAAUAAUUGGAUAUUAUUCACAAAAUUUUCCAUAUUUUUCCGUUCACUCACGAAUUACUAAUUUCUCUAUCCAAAUAAAAAAUCGUUUUUAUAUUUUUUUAUUUCACUAUUUUAAAAUAUCUUCCGUUUUUUGUG
Molecule: messenger RNA, 2658 nt
Organism: Gordionus sp. m RMFG-2023
Lineage: Eukaryota; Metazoa; Nematomorpha; Gordioida; Chordodea; Parachordodidae
Product: phosphoenolpyruvate carboxykinase, cytosolic [GTP]-like
Exons: 10
Coding region: 246-2288 (680 amino acids)
Biological process (GO): response to lipid; gluconeogenesis; response to starvation
Cellular component (GO): cytosol
Molecular function (GO): manganese ion binding; GTP binding; phosphoenolpyruvate carboxykinase (GTP) activity
Source: RefSeq, a predicted model, not a curated record